Messenger RNA from Neodiprion virginianus, 7490 nucleotides. RefSeq names its product blastoderm-specific protein 25D (gene Bsg25D). NCBI's taxonomy places the organism in Eukaryota, Metazoa, Arthropoda, Insecta, Hymenoptera, Diprionidae. Gene Ontology annotation, cellular component: centrosome. The transcript is spliced from 12 exons. Gene Ontology annotation, biological process: microtubule anchoring at centrosome. Gene Ontology annotation, molecular function: calcium ion binding. The record is from RefSeq and is a predicted model, not a curated record. The coding region runs from base 560 to 4039 and encodes 1159 amino acids.
UUUUUCAGUCAACGCUGAUUACCAUAUAAUCAUUAAUUUUUGAAGAUCAGUUAAUUGAACUAAUUCUUCAUCACAUAUUAUCUCACGAUGAUGGACAGGAUACCUUGAAAUGUGGACCUACGUCGUUGACCGCCAUACCAUUUGCAUAAAUUGACUGAAGUAACUGUCGAUAAUCAUUGGCAAAAACCUGCUAGUAUGGAAAUUCUGUAUGGUCUAAGGAAAAGCAGGUCGCUAAUCAGCUGAUUGCUCUUGAACUACCACCUAAAGUUAAAGUAAAGCACGACAGCCACCAGUACGACUAAGGUGCUGACAAGCUAUGAGUAACGAUUUGCAAGAAUAACGAUACUCGUCGUCACUUCGUCAAUCCUUUACAGACAUACAACACUUAGUCACACUUAAGUUGUCACUUAUCAAACCUGAAGCGGAUACAAUAUAAUCAUUCAUCCGGACCAAUACCGUCUAACCGCAUUCGUGAUAAUUAGGCCUGUGAUAAUUAGUUGCUUGAUCUGCGGUGAACAAUAUUCGAAGGUGCUUGAGAAAAUUUUUUUAGGACGAUGCGAUGGAGGGAAAUUGUACAGAUCCUUACGAACAGCAACUUUUAGCCGUAUUUGAGAGUUGUCAAACAAAGGGGCAGACACGCCUUAAUGAAAAUGGGUUACGAUUAUUGUGUGAGAAAUUGCAACUCGAGGAGCAGGGAAAAGAGCUGAUAUCAUGUCUCCUGGAGCAAACCGAAACUGAUAAGUCUGUGUCCUUUUACGAAUUCCGCGAUGGCCUUCUUGCUUUAUUAGGAAACGCUCAAGAUGGAAUCUCCAGUUAUUCGGACCGUGAAUUUUCCAACGGUGACUCGUUACAGAGUUUAAACUCUACCAAGUUAGCCAAUAAGAGAUACGGACGGAAGUCCAAACCAAAAGAUCAAAAUGCAGAUAUUGUGGACUUUCAACACCAACAUUUAGAUGGCGCAAGGAAUGAAAUGUGGAGAGGCGUGGAUGGUCUUCUCAAUCAGGAUAUUAAAAUAGAUGAACAGAGGCUAAGAGAAAUAUGGGCAAAAAUUAACUUGGGUUUGGAUCGACAAGAGAUGCCCAUCGUAUCGCAAUACAUCGGCAUUCCUUUACUUCCUAAACAGACAUUGGAGCAAAUAUUUGAAAAACUCGAUAUGGAUCACGACGGACAAAUUACUCUCGAAGAGUUUUUGUUGAUAUUCAGCAACCCCAAAAUGCUGCACGAGCAACUCAGCUCCGGGUGGAAUGCUGGCUUUCGAAAUGACAUCAUGAAACAAGACUCUGAGAAAGAAAGUAUCCAAAUCCGCGGCCCUCAUCACACCGGCACAGUCGUGGAUAUGUGGGAAGUUGCUGGCGUUCCUGAUGCAGCCACAUUUUUGUCAGAACUUGGGUUCACCAGUCCAGACAUCAGCCUCACGGAGCUGACAAAUGUGCUCUGCGAAGAGUUAAAAAGCCUCCGGGAUGAGUCCGAUAACAGAGUGAUGGGGACUCACAUUAGUUUGUUGAAAGGAGCACUUGUACUGUAUCAGGAAGAGGUCAGAAGUCUUAACACUUUAGUGGAACAUUUAAGCGGGGAAAGAGACAAGUUACGAGGGGAUAUAGCAGAAGCGAACCAAAGAGCGACUUUGCUGGCUCAAGAAGUAGAUGAACAUCAUAUCUGCUUGGAAAAGUCGAGUCAGAACCAGAUUAAGCAGUUGGAAUUAAAGAACGCGGAAAUUCUCAAGGACCUAACAGAUCAGCUUACUUCCGAACGCGAGUCUAAUGCUGCUAUCUUGAGAUUAAUGGACCAGAGGCUGCAAACGCUUCAACAAGAAGACCAACGUAUCAGAACUGAGCUAGCCAAUGUCUUGUCUGAGAAUCACACAUUGGAGACUGAAAAUCAAAAUUUAUUGGAGCACCUUUCCAAGCUCAGAUCGUCAAAUAAUCAGCUGCAAAUGCAGAUACAAACACUGGUUGCUGAGCACGACGAGGUCGAAAAUGUUGAAGUGAAAGAAAAUGAGGUUCUGGUUUCCCUAUUAGAUCGCAUAAAAAAGCUUCAGUCUGACAACGCUGCACUACGAGAUCAAAAUGACGAACUUACGUCUGAGCUAGAAGUGAUGAAACAUUCUGAGUCCGAUGUCCAAAGUUCUGGAAAUUUGGAUAUAAUUGAUUCAAAAGAUUUGACUGCUAGGGUGGCUGAGUUGGAGGCACUUUUAGCAUCGAAAACUAUAAGAAACAAGGACAUUUCAAUCGGAUCGAACAAUUUGAAUGCAGUCAUUGAAACACAGGAACAGCAGUUAGCGGAACUGCGAAGUGUCCUUGAGAAAUUGAAAAAAGAACUGGUCAAUGUUGUGACAGAAAAGAAAAACAAUUGCACACUCGACAACUGUUUGCUGAAAAAUAGAAUGUUGGAUGUGAUUUGCAGAAUAGAUACGAAUUUAUCGCCACAUCCCCAAGAAACAGACUCUAUUAAAAGUUUAGCAAAUGAACUUGAAGCCGAAAGUGCACAACUAACGAAUGAAUGUAGUAGAGACUUUGUGACAAAUAGGACAGACAAGGGGAAAGUCGAUAGGAAAGCAGUUGGCAACGACGAUAUAGUUAAAAAUACUGAUAAGAACUUUAAUAACUUAGACAUGAAAACCAUGUCCAAAAACAAAAUGACUGGCCUACGCGAUUAUCCACCACGCCGAGAUGAAAAUGGUUCUGAUCAAUCAAAAAUCGACAGAGAGAAGAGCAAUGUUUUCUACAAUGUAAGGCAGUCAUCUGAAAAAGCUGAAAAUUCGAAAGAUUGUAAAGACUUUGAUAAAGUUACAGACAUUUUGCCAGAGGUGGAAGAGAAGUAUGUUAAUGAGAAAAAGCAGCUUAGUGAGCGCUGCACAGAAUUAGAGAGAAGUUUGGAUUUGUUAAGAACUGAGUAUGAACAGUGCGAAGACUAUUGGGCUGGAAAACUCGAGGAAGAAAGACAAUUGUUUGAACAAGAGCAGCGAAUUAGCGAUGAAAAAUUCUCUGAGCUUAUUGCUAAAAUGGCUGAAUACGAAGAGCAAUUUGGCAACAGUGAUAAAACCCACAAUGACGGUCGCUUGUCACCUAUUGAAGAACGAUUCAAUCUUGAGCAACAGUAUACAAAUUUGGAAGAGGAAUUCAGCGAAUGGAAGUCUGAGAUGCAAAAGGAGCUGACGAAAAAAGAUCAAGAGAUUCACGAUUUGCGGGAAAAAUUACAAAGGGGCAAUCGAAUUCUGACUGUAGAAACUUCAGUGCAGUGCCCAGAGGAAUCAGCUUUACAUUCUAAUUCGACAACUGGUAUGAGUGAAGUCGUUGUUCAUGGGAAAAAUUUAUCAUCCUCGAAAAUCACUUCCUAUGACACUGAUUCUCACGUGCUGAAUGAUUCGCUUAAACUCAAGCGCUUGACGGAAUCUGAAAGUCCGUAUGCUGAAGUGUGCACGUCUCGACCAGCAAGUAUUUUGCCCUGCCUGCACGGCUGUAGUUGUUGUCAAAUACAGUCCUACUCUGUUGCUGAAGGUAUGUGUCGAGCUCACAGGGAUGAACUGAGACGAUUGCAUCAAUUGAAAAUCAAUCUCGAUACCGAAUGCAGUAAUUUAAUAAAACAAAAGGAAGUCUUGAUGCAGGAAAUACUGAAACUUCAAAGUCUUCGAGCCAUUAGCUGUUCCUGUACAAAAACAAUCACUGGAGAACAGGCUUGUCGCAUUGAUCUGAACGUACUUCAAGCGCUAAACGCGCGAUUGCAGUCGCAAGAACAAAAGUGUCAUCAUCUUCAAGUAUCCCUCAAACAACAGCAACAGUAUACAGAUCGAAUUUUACAUCAAACCUGGAAACAACAUCGAAACGAAAUUGCAGACUUACAAUUCCUAUUGUGUGGUACCCAAGAAAAGUUACAACAACAUUUACAAGCGUAUAAAGAACAGGCCGAGAACUUAGCACGGGCUGACAUGCUGGCUAAAGAUUUAUAUCUCGAAAAUUCAUACCUGAUGGCGAGUGUGGAACGUCUGGAGCAGCACUGCCACGUGUUGACACAAUAUAGUACCGAAUCUACAUCGGUAUGACACUCGAGUGGUGGUCUAAUACACGUAAUACCAUAGCUCGGCGAUACGCAAGAUGCUGGUAUUGCAUAGUGUUCACCGAUAUUAGCAAUAAUUCUGGGAGAACGAUCGAUUAGUAACUCAGGAAUUAAUUAGGUCGAAAAAAUCAGUUCUCCACUUCUCGAUCAAAUACCACUCAAUGUUUAUUUAUUUGAGCUUCUACUUACAGCAAGAUAAAACGUAUUUGAUGUGUUUGGUAUGUAUGUACUGAUAAAUCAAAGGCAGAUCUCUCAGGGUCUUUUAGAAUAUUAAUAGAAACCUCCAAGUAGUCUAAGCGGUUAUGCAAGAUAAAUUGUCAUGUUUAAAUUUUAUCAUUCGAUGAUGGUAGUCAAAGUUAUAACGCCUUAAAUUCCCGAUGUUUUUUGGGUUAAUCUAGUUUGUUGAAUUCUAUUAAGAAAAUCGAAAUCGAAGAUGAAAGACUUAAAUGUCGUAAUAUUCUAGUGAAAUUUAUUACGUAUCCCAUGUUUGGACACUGUGUGUACCGACAUAAUACAUUAGUAAUCUUGAUAUACGGAAACAUUCAUAAUUAUUUUUCCAAACAAGUGAUAUAUCGUGUUUAACGUUUAUUUAUUAUAUUUUCAAUCAUUCUGUGUCUAGUAAUUAACAUCAACUAUUAUUCAGACCGUUGCUACUAAAAGACAAACCAAAGGUUUAUAAAUCUUAAUAUAACGGAUUCCCAUUUAAUAUUGCAACAAAUUAUUUAUAAUAUAUCGUAUUAUAAUCAUAUAUAUAUAUAUCAUAUAUAUAUAUAUAUAUAUAUAUACAUUUGAUAUAAACAGAAAAUAAAUAACAGUUUUUUUAUAUUGCAGAAACGAUUCGCUAGACAAAAAUUGUUGCUAAAAUAUUAACACCUAAUUUCAUAGGCCCUGUAAAGAUACGUAUGCAUUUGCGAUUAUAAAAAUAUACGACACGUAUUUAUGUACAUACAUACUUAUGUAUGCAGGGUCAUUUAAUUUUGCUGAACGAAGCAUUGACCCUGUAGUGACUGAUGAUUGAAGAAAAAAAAAUCUGAAACUGAAAACUAUUAACCUCUUUCAGAAUCGGUUAUUCUUUUUUUUGUGAGCAAUUGGUGUCAAAACUUUGAAUACUCUACAGAAUUUUUUUUUCCGAGUUCAAUAAAAUGGGUAAAAAAUGUUGGCAGUGUCAUUUCCCAUUAUGAACGUUAGGUAUCACCUGUUACUGUGAAUCAGAACUUUCCAUCUUCAGUAUUUUCUGUUCAUAGCAAGUGUUAAUUAGUGUUAAAAUCCCUACGUAAUCGCCAUUGUCUCAGUAUUGCAAUACUUAUAUCCUUAAUAUUUCAGGCCUAGUUUGUUGUUCAAUUAUAAAAUACCGUAGAUGCUGAAAUAGCAAGCAACUAACUUGAAAUCAGAAGAAAAUUUUCUAAAUAUUUUUGACCUAGUUGGAGAUCUCUUUCCCAUAGAAAUUUAUUAUUAUACCUACAGGUGAUAUUAAAACAGAUUGCGAGUUCUUUCACGUCUUAAUUAAUGACAUGUGCACCUAAUCAAAAAAAAAAAAUUUGAACAUCGAAUUUGGCGACUAUGUAUUAUUUGUUUUUCAUAAUCAUUAAAUAUUUAAAUACUGUAAAUAUGUAUAAAAAUGCGAUUUAGUACUGCAAAUUACUAUGAUAAUAAUAAGAAUAUGAGAAUACAAAACAAUUAUUCAUCGCACCCAAAAAAAUAAGUUUUGUGUAAAUUAAAACUAUAUUUAUGAACUUAUUAGGGUCUAGCGUGCUAUUGAACGAAAUAAACAAUUUUCGUAUGAUUGUUAAUACUAAUUACGUCUUUUUUGGUGCACAACUUUCGUCAGCAUUGUCGCAUGUAUGAUUAUACAUAUACAUGAGAAGUUGUAGAUAUUGUCAAAUUGAUCUAUAAAAUUUAACACCAAAAUUAAUGUUUGCCUUAAACAGCAAUAUUUAUAUGUUUACCGUUGCGAGUGUGAGAUUUUAAUUGAUAUAAUUACGUUCCACAAACUAGUUUAUCAAAUUAAAAUCUUAGUAUACAGGCUGACUAUGUAAUAAUACGCAAUCUGUGAAAUUAUACAAGGGAUGUUUAGUACUGUAAAUUGUUAUCAUUACUCAUCUGAUGAAAACAAUCAUAUUGUAAACUUUACCGAAGGUCGAAAUAUAGCUGUUAGUCUAAUUAGGUAAUACACUGCAAACAAUAUUUUUGCACUGCAUCAUACGUUCUGUAUUGAUUCAACAAUUAUGUUAAUAAUCAUUCAACAUUCCAAAAAAUUGAAGUAUUAAUUACGAGUAAUAAAAUAGUGGAUCUUGUAUAUAGUGCGGGUCAUUCAAUUUUUUUUACAUCCAAAUAAUCAACUAUAAUGUCUACUAAUUCCUGAUAUAUCUUGAUCAAUGAAUACAAACAAUGAUGCCCAUUAAAUUUACGUAAUAUCGUAAAGACAUAGGUGAAAUUUAUGUAAUGAAUCUUACAAAUAAUUGCUAUGUAAUUUGAGGAAAAUUUAUAGCCAAUAUGUAUUCUGCACUGUAUUGAAGUUUCAUAACAAGCUUUAUUUGUAUUAUUGAAGCUCAAGUUUUCAAGGAUAUUUCAUUGAAAUUUGACGAAGUCGUAUGGUUUUCAUUUUUUGUUAUAUAUAUAUACAUUUUUUUUUUAGAUCCAAGCAUCUCCUUGUCAGUUUGACUUUCAAAUAAUUACUUAUAUAUAUCGAGACACGAAUCAGAGUGUACGUUUAAUUAAUUAAAGUAGCUACAGAAUUAAGUAUAUCACAUGACAGUAAGGUAAAAUUAUAAAUUGGUAAUUAAAGGUAGCCGAAUGUAAGGUUUAUCACCUGCUCGGACUACUGAAAAUAAUGUGCGCCAAAUUUAUAAAUAUCGAAGAAUUGUGGUUGGUCUGCUUGUGUAAAAUCCUAUAAAAUAUGUCAAAUUCACAAUACCAACCAGAAAAUGAAAUGUUAUGAAGAUUAUUUUCGAAAAUUCAUGUAUUAUUAGCUGAGAAUUGCAGAGGUUGCCUAAGCAAUAUGUAAAAUAUUUAUACAACACAUCUUGGAGUAAUGUAUAAAUUUUUUCAUCAUUAUGCAAGAUAUUUUUGAGGAUAUGGCACCAUGUGGUGAAACAGACACAGUAUUGGAAAAUCGACUAUAUGUGAACAUUCCUGAAGUUAGUAGUUAACAACUAGUUAUUGUUACACCGUUGUAACCACGGUGUUAGACCGUGGUUGUAACUUAAAACUAAUUCUUGGUGAAGUUUUCGGUUGUGUUAGUUUGUACAUACCUAUAUAACGCUUAACUCCGUUGUGCCUUCAUUUUUACGCGAUUAUUAUAAAUGUUAUCUGUUGUACAUAUCUGUAUUACAAACAAAAAAAGUUUCUAUAAUUUUAUAAUACGAAUAUUUAUUAAGCUUACGUAUUAUUACGUGCAUUUGCCUCAUGAGUUGUAAUAAAAUGAAUGAACGUACAAA